Molecule: messenger RNA, 6330 nt
Organism: Symbiodinium sp. CCMP2592
Lineage: Eukaryota; Dinophyceae; Suessiales; Symbiodiniaceae
Source: the annotation of a GenBank genome assembly
AUGCAGCUCAUGAACGAAAGCAGCGACGCCGUUCUGAGCGUCUACGUGGAGCCCUGGGAUGCCAGCAGCUUCGUCUUGCUUCCGGGCCUUGUGGAGUUUCGAGUUCUUCUCCCCGACGAUCUGCCCCGCAGACUCAAGGUCGUCGUGCCACCGUACAGCUUCAUGGGCGCAGACAGCCGACCAGGCAGCUUGGCAGGGCCCCUUGCCCAGUACGAGCUGGAAAUCGACACCGGCGAGGAUCCCACAGUCGAUAUCGCGAGGCCAAGGGUGCUCCCUGAUGGCUGCUUCCCAGCGCCAGGGGCGCAGUAUGUGGCCGCCGACACGUCGAUCACGAUGUACUUCAGUGAGGAGGUCGUCGUGGGAACGGGCAGCCUUCUUUUUUGCGAUGCGACGCGCUCACACGAGGAUCCCGAGCGCUGCUCUUUGGCAACCUUCGCGGACGGUUCCGCCGCAUCGCUGGACGUGCGCCGUUUCGCCGAUGUCCGGCGCAGGAUCGUCACCUGGCGGCUGCCGCAGGUCCUUGCCUUCGGCCAGAGAAUUCGCCUGGUGAUGCCAGAGGGCCUUUUCGUUGCGGAGGGCCGGCCGGUGGCGGCCGCGGCCUACCAUGGUGGGAGCUUCUCCAUCCAGGAGGGCGACGUCAUCCCUCCGGUGAUACUCGCUGUGCAGAUCACAGAAGAGCCACACGGCACGGUGGUAUUGAUCUUCUCAGAGGCUGUCAUGUUCGAGGGUGCGAUUGGCAACAGAGGAAUGCUUGAGCUGAUCGAUGCAGACUCCGAGGCCGAGCUCUACUACGAUGCGACGGUGGAGCGCAACCGGGUCACCAUCCACGGCCCAUUCCAUCCAGGUCGAAGGUACUCUUUGCGAUCUUCUGCGUCCGCACUUCUCGAUCUGGCUGGCAAUCGAGCUCUCGACAUGCCCUUGCACCCUGAGAUCAUAGAGAUCAGCGAUGAUACCGAUGGUCCGGAGGUCGAGUUACCCAUGCACCGCGAGAUGCAGAUGCACGACACUUUCUCGAUUCGGUUUGAUGAGGCCGUACUGCCUGGGAACAGCUCCAUCAUGCUGGAGUCCAUGCCACCACCAUACUGUGGCAUCGGCUGCGGCAGGCACGAGGUCAGCUCUUGGUCCCUGACCGCUCUGUGGCAUGUGCACUUCGAGGAGAGUGGUGGCUUACGCAGUCUUCUGCAGGUGGUGCCAGAGAGGCCGCUGCUUCCAGGAUUCACCUAUGCUCUCGUGGUUCCUCCAGAGUUGGCUAUUGACACAGUCGGCAAUGUCCAGUCGGAAGGGGCCUCCGGCCAUUAUGUCGUAGCGCUGCAACGGGAUGUUACACCACCACAUCUCGUUGCGGCAAUGAUUGACGGCCGGGCUGCGCCGACCAUCUUUGACCAGGAUGUCUCAGCCAGGGGGCUGGAGCUGGUCUUCAGCGAGUCUCUGCAACCGCUCGACACAUCCGCCUCCCCACUUUUGCUGGUCCCGGACAACGGUGGAGAUCGCUGCAGCGAGAAUGGUGCCUGUAUGCCACGCAGGAACUGCUCGUUUCCGUGCAGCUUCAUACCAGCAAGCCGGUCAGUCACCAUUCCAGCAGCCAGCUUGGAAGUGAGGGGGCCCAUCGUCAGUGUGGACCUUGCGCACUUGCCGUCGUUGGAGUAUGGCCAUGGCUACAGGCUGCACGUGCAAGAAGAUCUAUUUCUGGACAUGGCUGGCAAUGCAGGUGUUGCCGCAGAACGAAGCGGACCAGCUGAGUUGGUUUUCGAGGUGGCAAACUCCGAGGAUGAAAUUGCAGAUGAUCCGGAAAUCGUGGCGACCUUUCCGGCAGAUGGAGAGCUGAUGGUUCCGCAAACUUCGGCCUUGCAGAUCACGUUUGACCGGCCCAUCCAGGUGGGUUCGGGAGACUUUGUCCUCGUCCCAACGAGAGAACUCAAUGGGAGCGUGUAUGGCAUCCGAGAGCAGAAUGCCUCGCGAAGUGAUGAGCACCAGCAUGAUGUCGACGAUGAGAACAACAGCGAUGACAACCAGAGUACCGAAAUGUGGGGAGACGACAGCUCCGCUGGUCCAAUGCGCCCGAAUUUCACGACCAUGGCAGAUGCGGUGAUGAUCUCGGCAGCAAGCUGCCAUGCUUCACGUGCUACGGUGACCUGCCUGCCUCCGGCUCUUCCUCGUGGGAUGGAGUAUGCCAUUGGCUACACGCACGGAGCACUGCAGGUCCAGGGCCGGCCUGUUGCAUCGGGGCCUCUCGGGCGUCUUCCUUCCUUCCAGGUCAUCGACCGGAGCUACAUGUUUCUGAGUGUCAACGCAGUCUUCCCAUCGGGCCAGCCCAAGCCGAAGCCAGCAGAAGACGAAGAGCACGGACAGCCGCCUGGGCCGCCUGGGCCGCCUCGUCGUCUCAGCCACGGUGAAGACGAAGACGACGACGAGGCCUUCGCACUCAGCCCGAAGCCCCAAUGGUAUGCCGCAAAAGGGGCCACCAUGGCAAUCAACUUCUCGGCUCGAGUCCAGUUUGGGGCUGGGCGACUUCUGAUUGUGGACUGCUCUCCGGGCAACGCCUCGAGGUGCUUCGAUGGCAUCUCAGAGUUGGUGGCAGAUGAAGAAGUCAUGACCAUCGAGGUCACAUCUGACGUCGCUGCGGAGCACAUCCUUCUUGAUGGCAUGCAGGCCAUGCUGGUGUCUUCCGGGCUGCGGCCUGGCAGGCUUCAUGCCUUGCGCAGCCACGUGCUGGGAGUCUUCCGGGACGAGGACGGGAACCCUCUGCUGCCUUUGACUUCCGGCCUCGAGUUUUGGGUCCAGCCAGACGACAGCCGCUUUCCGGAGAUCCUGCGGCAGGUGCCGGCACACAUGGGCCAUGCAGCCAGCAACAGCAACAUUACGUUGUUCUUCAACGAAGACCUGCAGGCGGAUGUCAAUGGCACCAUCAAUAUCAGCGAUGGUAUGCAGGAGGAAAUCAUCUCCCUUUCCGCCCCGAGCAACUUGCCUGGGAUGGGCUAUGUGCUACUUCAGGGCUCCAUGGUUGUCAUCAACCCCGCGAUGGACUUUGGCCUAGAUCGAGAGGUGACCGUCACCUUCGACCACGGGAUCUUUCGCGACUUUGCCGGCAACCCUUUCAGAGGGUUGCAGGAGGGUGAGUAUGUCUUCCACUCAGCGCCGGCGGCGUUUUCGCUGAUCGCUCCAUAUGUGCGCUACCCAAAUUUCCGUGAGCCGCGCUUCACACCAAGGGCCGGUGCAAUGCUGCACCACGUCGAUGGCACCUUUCUUCUCGUCGGGGGCGAGUCCGAAGGCUUUUGCCUGGCCGAUACCUGGGUCUCUCAGACUGGUGUCGACUGGACACAGGUCGAAGGCGUGAUUUCCCAGGACUUUUUUCGAGCGAUUCCCCUUAUCGCCCACUCGCCCUCGGUCCUGGACAAAGACGGUUGCGUUUGGAUUCUUGGUGGGCAGUGCAAUGACGAUUCUGGAACUCUGUGGAAGACGUGUGACAUUGGGCGUUCCUGGAUGCACAUGCCCAGAUCCCGCGCCAUCCCUUUUGGCCAGGAAGUGCCGCCCAGCUUCCCAGCAACCUUUCGAGAUCAUGCGUUGGCGAUCUUGGGGGGUUGGCAGCUGGUAAUAGCGGAUGUCUCGCCGGACAGCAGCGAAGCCAUUUGGAGAUUUGUGGCCCCGGAUGCCGAAAGGGUUCAGCGAGUUGGAGGUGGGCGUGCCGACGAUCCCAGCCUUGCCGCCCCACUGGGCUUCGGCCUCCGUCGAUCCCCCAAACUGCUGGCCACCUCCACUGCUGGACUCUUCCUCCUCGGAGGCCACCUGUGCGCCCCGGGGGAGAGUCUCUGCACUGCGGUUUUCAGCGAUGUUUGGUUUAGUCCAGACGGUGGUGCUCAUUGGCAUUGCAAGACGAAGAGCUACGCAGCGGGAUGGGACAUGUUUCAACUCCUCAGCUGGCAUGGUGUCGGCAUCCACUUCAGGGCAGAGGUGACGCAGGACGACACCAUCUACGUGCUUGGGGGCCAGAUCCCGGGGACCGAGGAAGCUUCUGCUUUCGUUUACCAGUCAUACAUUGGUGUUGAAGACGUGUACCUGACGGACAGAGAGCCCUUCAUGAUCCUGCCCGGGUCCAUCGAGAUGGGGGAGCCCCCUGCGCUUCCCACAGACGUCUUCCGACUCUUCUUCGGGGAGGAGGUGAGGCCGCAGCCUGGGCGUCAUGCGCGCUUCGUCGAGCUGCCUGGCAACUACACAUACGAGAAUGACACGGAACUGGGAGAAGGAAUGGAUGGCUCGGAUGUCAGAGAAGCGACGAUCUCCCCGAACGGGAAGGAGCUCGUCCUUCGGCCGCUCAUGCCACUUCUUCAGGGACGGCGCUACCAAGUUGAGAUCGAUGCCCACGUAGUCGAGGACCGGGCUGGAAACCAUUUCCGUCAUCUGGCCGGUCCGGGGCUUCAGGUCCACAUCCUCGAAGAUCGAGAGGUGCCGCGCCUCACGUCGAUGAUGCCCGGCAGUGGCUCGACAGGAGUCGAACCCUGGGCUGUGCUUACCUUGACCUUCAGCGAGGCUGUUGAGAUUGGACACGGCAGCCUCCAGGUGAUGCCCAGGAUCGCUUACGGGGCCAUGUUGGAGCUUCCGGUGUCUGAGGCAGUCCUAGUGCGCGAGAAGGCAAUCUUCAAGCUUCCGCCGGGACAGCGCUACACACCUGAUAUGGAAUAUAUGGUCUCCUUGCCUGCUGGGCUUCUCCGUGAUCGAUUGGGGAACGAGGUUGCAGCUACCACUGCUGGAUCCUUUACCACGCUGAGCGGGGUGGUAACCACGAGCGAUUACUUCGGUGCCGGCAUGCCUCGAAUUCCGCCGGCCGACGAAGCUGUGGAGGGCUUUCCGGACCUUCUGGCAACGUGGCCCUUCCAAGGUGCAACGGACGUACCUCCUCGAGUGAACAUCGAAGUUUUCCUUUACUUCACAGCCCCUGUGGAGUGGACUUCGAUGGGCCAAGUGCGCCUGCGCAACGAGACUGAUGUGAUGAUGACGAUUCCUACCAGCGAGUAUGUGCCAGGGAGGCCCGGACCCCUCGUUGUGCUUCCACAGCACCGCGCUGUGAAGGUGAGACUGCCGACGCCUGGGGGCUUCCCGAUGCUACGGCCUGGGCAGAGCUACACAUUGAUACUGGCACCUGGCUCGCUGCAGGACAUUGGUAUGGGCAAUACGAGCGAAGCCAUCCGGGUGGAGUUCAAGUGUUUGGAGAUGCUGCAGGGCACAGCCAGUCCUCGCGCUGUGGCCGCCGACGUUGCGCAGGGCGAGACCCAGGUGCCGGGAUCGCGGCACAUCUUCAGCGUAUGGUACAGCGAGGACAUCGUAAAGGCCAUUGACCAGAAGCCAGCCGUCUCCUUGCAGCUUUCCGGAGGUGGCCGGGCGGAGCUGCCGGGAGAGAGCCAGGAGGUGCAGAUCCGGGGCAAUCGUCUCACCAUGACCUUCCCACCCCAUGUCAUGGCUUCCGGAGGGGCCGUCACCCUUCGCGUGCCCCGGUUCCUGUUCCUGGACGCAACACGGCGGACAAACAACAUCUUGGAGGGUGGCGGCAAUCCCUCCUUGGAGGCGGAGUUGGCGAUUACAUUCUUCGUCGAGCCAGAGGCAUCGGAUCGGCCAAGCCUAAACUUGACUUAUUGCCGGCCCGCAAACGAAGAGGACCUGGACGCGCCGUUGCACGAGUUUCCAGCGGUGGGGAGCGUCCUCCUCGCAUUCAACGAGCCUGUGACCGGUGGACCCGGGAACGUGACCUUCGUACCCAGGUCCUUCAUGUCGCCAACAAUCGACGUGCCCGGUGUGGCGGCGACCACGGCAGGCAGCUAUGCGCUGCUGUCACCUCAAGGCCUGCUGCCUGGCGAGGUCUACAACGUGACUGUUGCGGAAGACGCUUUCCUGGACCUCGAUGGGUACAUGCUCGAGCCGAUCGACGAGCAGUAUGUCAUUUCUACGAUGCCAGAGCUCAGGUUCUUCCAACUUGGUGAUCAGAACUGGGUUGAUUCGGCAUCAGUGGCACCUGGUGGGCGCAUGGCACCUGCGGCCACCGUGGACUCUGCCAACCGCGUGGUGGUGAUUGGUGGGCGCAGUGGUCGGACCUCUGCUAUUGAGGGCCGUGACAUGAACGACGUGUGGGCUUUGCCCACGCACAAAGAGGUGAACUGCGCCUCGGCCUAUGAAGGCGAGACGAGCUGCUCUCUGGAGGGAUGCGAGCCUGACGAGAUGGGAAGGUAUUUCUUGGGAGAUCAGACUACACGUCGCUUCGUCUGGAGGCGGAAAAGUGCCAGUGGCGGCGAUUGUAUAGCUGCCAGCGGGGAAACGAGGACGGUCAUUGUUGACCUGCUCUGA